Messenger RNA from Pipistrellus nathusii (Nathusius's pipistrelle), 1050 nucleotides. NCBI's taxonomy places the organism in Eukaryota, Metazoa, Chordata, Mammalia, Chiroptera, Vespertilionidae. The record is from the annotation of a GenBank genome assembly.
AUGGCAGAUCAAAUCUCCCCUGAGAAGGCGAAGGGCAAGGUGUGCACCUUCCUGUUCAAAAAGCCUGCACGAAAGGGGCCUGUAGGCCGCAGGAAGCGCCCGAUCGGCGAGCCAGAGCCCGGAGACAGCAGCAGCAGCAGCAGCGAUGAAGGCAGCACCGUGGUUCGCCGCGAAAAGAAGCGGGCGACCCACAAUCCGAUGAUACAGAAGACCCGCGGCAGUGGCAAGCAGAAGGUGGUUUACUGUGAAUUGAGUAGCGAGGAGGAGGGGGAGGGGAAGGGGAAUGAGGCUGAGACUCUCCGUGUGGUCUACAAGUCCACCCGCUCGGCGAAACCCGUGGGGCCAGAGGAUAUGGGGGCGACUGCUGUCUACGAGCUGGACACAGAAAAGGAGCGUGACGCACAAGCCAUCUUUGAGCGCAGCCAGAAGAUCCAGGAGGAGCUGAGGGGCAAGGAAGAUGACAAGAUCUAUCGGGGAAUCAAUAACUAUCAGAAAUUCAUGAAACCCAAGGAUACGUCCAUGGGCAAUGCUUCCUCCGGAAUGGUGCGGAAGGGCCCCAUCCGAGCUCCCGAGCACCUACGUGCCACCGUGCGCUGGGAUUACCAGCCCGACAUCUGUAAGGACUAUAAGGAGACUGGUUUUUGCGGCUUCGGAGACAGCUGCAAAUUCCUCCAUGACCGAUCAGAUUACAAGCACGGGUGGCAGAUCGAACGUGAGCUUGAUGAGGGUCGCUAUGGUGUCUAUGAAGAUGAAAAUUAUGAAGUGGGAAGCGAUGGUGAGGAAAUACCAUUCAAAUGUUUCAUCUGUCGCCAGUCCUUCAAAAACCCAGUCGUCACCAAGUGCAGGCAUUAUUUCUGCGAGAGCUGUGCACUGCAGCAUUUCCGCACGACCCCGCGCUGCUACGUCUGUGACCAGCAGACCAAUGGCGUCUUCAAUCCAGCGAAAGAAUUAAUUGCUAAACUGGAAAAGCAUCAGGAUGCAGAAGAGGAUGGGAAAAUAACGGAGGAAAAGGCAGGUGAUGAAGAAGAUUCCUGGACAGAUGGCUUGUGA